Messenger RNA from Aedes aegypti (yellow fever mosquito), 3412 nucleotides. RefSeq lists its product as uncharacterized. The record is from RefSeq and is a predicted model, not a curated record. NCBI's taxonomy places the organism in Eukaryota, Metazoa, Arthropoda, Insecta, Diptera, Culicidae. Bases 36 to 3026 code for a protein of 996 amino acids. Gene Ontology annotation, molecular function: glutamate-gated receptor activity. The transcript has 9 exons. Gene Ontology annotation, cellular component: membrane.
UUUACAGGUCAGUUGUGGUUUUUCUCCCAUCAUCGAUGACCAGCGACAAAACAAGCCCUAUGACGAAAGUACCCCGGCAAAUAGUGCUGUACAUCUCUCUGGUAGUGAUUAUGACGGGUUGUGUCGAUAGCGCCGCCGAGACCAAUAACGAUUACGAGCGAAAUGUGAUGAAAUUGAUAUUCGACUUUAUCGUCGACUAUAAACGAUUGAAGUUUGGCAUAGUUUUUACGUGCACUGAGAGGCCAUUCGCGUUUUACGAUGUGACAAAACGAUUAAUGGAGGGAAACAUUAGCCUCCGAGCGAUUAACAUCGACGGUUAUGCUGCCACAGGAGAUGAAUUUGCCAAUGCUGGAAAUGAUCUGGAUGGGUUGAAGUACGCAACGCUCAUGCGAAAUAUGAUAUCGUACCAUCAAUUUGUUCUUUUGGAUUUGGAGUGUGCUAACUCGAACGUGGUUCUACAUCAGGCUUCCCGGUAUGAGCUUUUAAAUGGUUCGUUUCACUGGUUAAUAAUUGAUAAAAAACCAAACGUCGACAGCUCCAUCGGCACCGCCAACGCAUUUGCCAGAACGAUAGCAGUGGCCGCAUCAGACCCGGAAAGAUGGACCAACGAGUACCGAUAUCGCAGCGCAGAACACGGCCCAGGCUGCCACCCAUUGGCAAAUUUUACAAAACCUUCCAAUCCGCCCGGUGAACAUUAUGGCUUGACUGCAGCAGCCAAUCGGGACCAAGAGCGGCCUGGCGAUGACGAUGAUGCUGUUGGUGAUUAUUACGAUACUGGUCCGGUUGAUGGCGAUGUAGUUGAUGAAAUUUUUGGUCGGUUCGAAACAAUGAACAUCAGUAUCAACGCGGAAAUUACGUUGGUAAAAGCAUUGGCAGGAGAUGCAUCCCAUCGGGACUUUGCGCUGUUCGAUAUAUGGAAUCCGGGCUUCAUCAGUGGAGGCCGUCUGAACGUAACCGCCAUGGGAAAUUAUACCGCGGAUCAGCACCGUGACGGAAACGGGUUGCUUUACGUGCGUUUCCGGGAGAGCACCGUCGUACGCCGCAGGGACAUGAAUGGGCUUAGGCUGAAGAUAAUGACCGUUGUGACGCAGAAGCCACGCGAGCCGUUUGAAGUUUACCUGUCGACGCCGAAAAACACCCACCUGGACUCGGUGCACCGGUACAACUUUGGGCUGAUGAGCUACUUGAAGGAUUAUUUCAAUUUUAGGUUCAUUAUGAGACGGACCAAAAGCUGGGGCUAUCUGCGGAAUGGCACUUUCGAUGGGAUGAUUGGUGCAUUGGCCAGACGGGAAGUCGAUCUCGGAGGGUCACCAAUGUUCUUCCGACAGGAGCGGCACCGGGUGGUCAGUUACACGACUCGUUCGUUCAUCGAAAGGCCAUGCUUCAUUUUUCGACAUCCAAGACGGCAGCAAACGAUGCGAAACCCGUUCCUGCUACCUUUCGAAACCACGAUCUGGUACAUGAUGGUGGCUUGUGGCGCAAUUCUAGUCGUGGUCCUGUUCACCAGUUUCUACUUUGAGGAUUCAGGCUUUGUUCGCAGAGGAAAAAGUUCGAUACACGCUGCUAACAAGUUCGGCUCUUUGAAAAUUGAAGAUGACGAAAGUUAUUACGGAGAUAGUUUCCAUCUCAAUGGCCCCAGUAUCGGAAGGCGGCUUCCCGAGUCACAAGAACUGCAGCACCAUCGGCGACAGCAAUGGAGUGAUAACACAAAGGAAAAUGUACUUUUUAAUGACACAAAUAAAAAUAACGACGAUGAUCCUCGCCAUCAUCAUCAUCAUCGUCACCUCCAUCGACUUCUUGAGCACAGAAAUCGUCAACGGUGGAAAACAUUGAGCCGGAGGCAUCUUUUCAGUGAACGUCAACUACAGCGGAAAGCUUCGGCAGCAGCGUGCGCAAAUAACAGUAGCGAAAACAUCAACAUCAAACCGGUAAAGGCGGAAACUGGUGCUGGCAUUAGACGAGGCUUCCAGUUGCAACAAAGAAUACAGCUUUUUCAGCGGCAUCCAUUCAACAACAGCAAUAACAACGAUAAAGACAGCGACAAUCGCGUGGAUGUCGUCGGUGUCAAACAGGAUGCACGCAAAAGCAAUUCCGCGAACAGCAAUUAUAAAGCGGAAAAAUUUUCGAAAAGCAUUUUGCUUUUCCUCGGAGGUGUCUGUCAGCAAGGACUCUCGGAGAUACCCCAUCUGCCGUCUGGAAAAUGUACAUCAAUGUUCAUCUUGAUCUUCGGCUAUCUGAUGUUCCAAUACUACUCGGCAACUAUCGUCGGAUCGCUUCUCAUGGUACCCCCUAAAAACAUCCGAACAAUACGAAACCUUAUCGACAGCAAACUCACCCUGGGUAUCGAAGAUAUUCCGUACAGUCGGGAUUACUUCGUGCGAACCACCGACGAGGAUUCUCUUGAACUGUAUCGCACCCGGGUGAGCUUCUACAACCCGAAAACCGGCCAGAACGAAUCGCAUUUCCUAAAUGCAGCUGAUGGAUUAGCUUUGGUGAAGGCCGGGGGGUACGCGUUUCACGUGGCCGUUUCGGCCGGCUACAAAAUCAUACGGGAAACGUUUAGUGAACGGGAAGUUUGCGAAUUGGCCGAAAUCGACAUGUUUCCCAAGUCGGCCCAGUGGAUGGUGGCAAUCGUGCAGAAAAAUUCACCCUACCGAGAUGUCAUAACGUACGGAUUACGACGCCUGAACGAAGCCGGCAUAAUGGACCACCAGAGACACGUUUGGCAGGAACCGAAGCCAAAAUGUGUGCGCAAAAUGGCACCGACGGAUCUGAUUGUUGGCCUGGAUAGUGUUUAUUCGGCGUUUAUCUUGCUGCUGGCCGGGGCGCUCGUGUCCAUUGGCUUACUGCUGAUUGAGAUACUGCAUCAUCAGUUGCGACUGGCGAAAAACGGCUGGCCAUCGAGACACCAGCAGCAUCAUCAUCAUCGUCAAUUCAAUGUCGGGAAUUUUCCGCAGCAGCAAAAGCCACCACUACAGGGACAGCAGCUCUGGGAUCAUGACUUGGUUUAUCCCUAUGUUGAUUGAAUUGAUUUCGGUUGGUUGAGUUCGAUUGCCGAGAGGAGAUAUUGUACAUUGUUGUGGUUCGUUUGGGCGAUGAUGCUGUAAUCUACAGAGCAUUGGUCGAAAAAUGUAAACCUGCAAACCUUUGCCGCAGAUUUCGUUUAACAUAAUGAAAAUGUAUUCGAGAGUGUUUCAGCCGCAUGUAAGUUCAAUUUACUCCGAGAAAUGUCCUAUUAUGCUGUAUGGUGUUUGUGCUUCAUGUCAGUAAAGAGAAAAUGCUGCAGUGCAUCCAUGAGUUUAGAUUAAAUACUGGUGAUUGUGCUCAAAUCUAAAUUUACAGCUUUUAUUAUCGAGACUUUCAGGCGGUGGUUGGCUCGUCUUGAAAAAAAUGCUCUAUAUAUUAAGGUUAU